AAUUGGCGCGUUAUUUGGAACAAUCGUCCGUUCGUGUGUGUUUUUUACGGGAAAGAAAUUUGGAAAAAAAAGUUUCGUUUUCAAAAAUUAUUGCUUUUGUUAAGGGAAAAGAAAAUCAAAGAAGAAAAAAACCUUAAAAAUGGAAUAACAAACCAGAACCCAUAGUCUGUAGCGUGUAGAAACAGUCUCGUCUAGUGUUUAGAACAAUUUUCUUUUCGUUAUGGCCAUUACGUGAACUUUUUUUUUUUUUGGUUGGCAAACUAUAACCCUCAAAAGUGUGAAAAUAAAAAAUUGUUUCUUUUAAUAUUUAAAAAAAUAAUAAAUAAAAAAAUUUAAUUGAAAAGUGUUUUUAAACAACAUUUCUGGUGCAUCUUUUUGUUGUUGUUGUAAAUAUUUUCAAAAUUGAUGACGAAAUUGUCCCCAUUUUGCUUGUGAAUGUGUUGCGUAUCUAAUUUUCGAAAAUACAAAACCUCAUUGGACAUAUGUUUUGGUUUUUCGACUGUCCAAUGCCGAAUGCCCUUUAUUUACAAAGUCAUCGUCACGUUUUUGGAUCCACCAUUAAUUUGUGUCUUAUAUGCUGGUGUCUUAAUGACGCUGCAACUAUCGCCCAAAUAACGCAUUCACGCUAAUGCAUCUCGAAGCUAUAGAAGAGUGCAAACUUGUCUUUUUUUAAUUUGUCUCGCUCAUUCUGAUUAUAAACAAUCUUCGAUUGUGCAAUGUUUGCUCUUUAGUCCACAUAAGAUCCACUUUUGAUGGCUGAGUUCUUUUAGUGGUCUUUCCGCUAUGGAUUUUUUUGCAGUCUACGAUUGGAUCACCUCAUUGUUGCGUCCACGUGCAACAUAUAAGACCACACCAAUACCAGCAGCCACUACAUCCAGCGUAACCCUUCAUCCAUAUCUGGGAAGCGCCAACGCCAAUAACCAAUCCGAUGAUAUAGUGGUAUAUGCUGCUGCAGCCACCCCAGCCGUAGAAGAGAGCAGUUCAAAUGAUCAGGAGGAAAGUUCAAAAAUAGACAAUGUUGAAUUAAUACCUACCCUUGAAUUUGUUAAUCAACCCACGCCAUCACCACCAAAAACUCCAAGUCAACAUUCACAACAAUGCUCUCCAUUAAGUGAAGUGGAGCAACAGCCACAGCAACGGCAACAAGAUUCAUUAAUACCAACAUUGUUUCAGCAACAUGAGUCUGCAACAAGUCCCCCACUAACAUUUACUGUAAGCCAACCAACAGAAGAAAACGCAGACGUAAGCAGCGAAAGUUCGGCAGCAUCGGCAGCAGGAGCAGCAGCGCCAGAAAAAGAGCAACAGAAAAACGAUUCUUUGUCUUCGUUGGAUGAUACCAGUGAAUUAUUAAGGCAAGAGGUUGAACUAAUAAGCUUGACUUCUGUUUCCACAUAUUUCGAUGAGCCCACCAGUUCCAUAUCCAUAGAAAUGAUGGAUCAAGGCUCUCAUCCAACAAACUCAGAAAGGGCUACGACCACAUAUACAACGACCUCAGUGUCUGCAACGGCUUCGGUCUCAAUGACACCCUCCUCGGGGGGCGGCUCGGACACCAGAAACCCCAGCGUUAGCCAUAGUUAUGUGCCACAACAAUUUUUAACCCAUACUCCCUCUAGUCUAAGUGAAGAACGUGAAAGCGAUGAAAUUGAAGAAGAGAUCGAAGAGGCUUUGGAGAUAAGCAGCGAAGAAGGGCCAGUGGAAUCUUUGGAUAUAAAGGCGGGUGGAAGUACUAAACCCCCCUCCCAAAGCCUAAAUCAUGACCAAAUGUUUGGCAUAGAGUUUUCCGAUAACUCAAGUUUGGAAAUAUCUGGAGGAAAAUUGCUAAUCACUAGUGGGAAAAGUUUGAAAAGUUCCAGCAAUGAUGACCAAUUUAAAAUCGAUGAGGAUCAAUUGUCGGGUGGAAAAUUGGCUCAACAUUUCGUUUUAGUUGAUGAUGAUGAGGAGGAAGAAGAGAGUGGUUUAGCUCCUGCUAAACCCGAUAUGCCAUCCCUGCCCAACGACUCGGAGCAUAGUAUUGAGCAUGAACAAAGUUUAAGUAAUCAGAGUACCUCGCAUGAUGUUUCAGAAUUGCAGGAAGAAUCCAAAGCUGAUAUAGAUUUGGAGGAUUCUUUGCUAACCGAUGGAGACUGUCAUAUAUCGCUGCCUGAGGGUAAUAGUAGAAAAUCUAUUAAUUUGGAAGAAGUGGAUUCAGCUCAGUCUUCUUUGCAAAUACCCAUGCUUGAUAUUCCCCAAGGUGAUCAUGAGAAGCUGGAAAGUUUUGAUAUGGGAAAACUGUCAGCAACACCCCAAGGGGGCUUGAAACUUCUGGACACAGCUGAAAGUUUACGAUCCUCGGGUCCAACAAUGCCAAGUAUACCACUCAGCAGUAUAUCCUUGGGCCAAGAACAAAGUUUGUUACUCAGCGGUACUUCUCCUGGGGUGGAGCAAGAUAUUAAGCGUUCCCUUACCAAAGCCACUUUACCGGAAUUAUUCGAAAAUCCCAACAUUAAGCCUUUGUCGGGAGCCUCCUCCAUGUAUAGUGAGAAGGAUCAAUCCAUGGAAGAAAUUAUGGAUUCUAAUCAUUCCCUGCAAAUGACCUUUGAUGAGAAUCUAAGCUCUUUGAAUCCCAGCUUUUUGGCCAAUAAUGAGACAUUGGUCAAUGAAUUGUUGAAAGAUAAUCAAGCAACAUCACAGAAAUCACAUGAAGGCCCUGAUGCUAGGCUCGACUCUUUAAACCCUAAAGAUUUGUUAGCUGACAACCAGGUAGCAUCCCAAAAGUCGCCAGACUCCCGACUUAGCUCUUUAAAACCCAAAGAUUUGUUGGAACAGAACCAGGGAACAUCCCAGAAAUCGUCAGAUGUUAGACUAAGCUCUUUAAACCCUAAAGAAUUGCUGGAAUCUGGUCUUUCGGAGAAGUUGGUACAAUCGUUAAGUGAUAAAGCGCUGUUACAUCCCAGCUCAGUUUCUAAGGACGAAUCCAAAGAUCUGAAUUUUUCAGAGAUAACUAAACAAUGGCCAGAUGAAGAACCUUCUAAGCAAAUAUCUGUAGAUAAAACUCCCCCAAGCCUUAGCAACGAAUUUUCACAAAGUUAUCUGGGGAAAUCCAGAAAAUCGCCAAUCGCCAAAGAUUCUCAAGAAAGCACUCUGGAUCCCAACAUUUUUGCUGAUGUUGAAACAUCGAGUCAUAAUCUAUCAACAAAUCUGGAGAAGUCUGUAAAAUCUCCUUCGGAACAGAAUUCUAGAUUGAGUUUCUUAAACUCCAACAAAGACUCAAUGGUCAGAGACUCUGGUGAAAAUAUUCUAGGAAAAUUCUGGAAAUCGCCCGAGGAACAGAGUUCUAGCCUUACUUCCCUAAACUUUGGCAAAGACCCGUUGGCCAGAGACACUGGUGCAAGUGUUCCAGGAAAAUCCUCAAUAUUUUCAGUUCAAAAGCUUAGCGCUUUGGAUACCAGACUUUUUGCCAAAAAUGAAACUUCACUUCAGGAGAAUUCCAGAAAAUCACCUGAGGAACAGAGUUCUAGAUUAAGCCCUUUACACUCCGGCUUUGUGGGCACUAAAGAUACUACAAUUGGAGACAUGGUUGAAAACACUCCGGGAAAAUCCAGAAAAUCUCCCGAUGAAAAAGUCUCUCACCUAAGCCCUAUGGAUCCCAGCCUCUGCCCCAACGAAGAAAAAUCCCUCAACCCGCCCGAAGAAAAGGUUUCUCAGCCAUGUUCUUGGGAUCCCAGUUUUUCGGCGAAGUAUAACCAGGAUUUAUUAGAGAGCUCUGAAAAAUCCAUCAAGUCUUCAGGGAAAAGUUCAUUAGACCCCAGCUUUGUUGCCAAUAAAGAAAAUAUUCCGGAAAAAUCCAGAAAAACUCCCGACAUACAGGAUUGCAAGCUAAGCUCUUUAAAUACCAGCUUAAGGGGGAAGAAUGAAUCAUUGGUGCCGGAUUUCCCUGAGAGUAUGGAAACAUCCAAAAAAUCUUCCAAAGAAAAAAUAACGCAGCUAAGCCCUUUGGAUCCCAACUUUUUUGCCAAAAAUGAAUCCUCAAGCCAUGAUUCAUUGGAGAAUACGGGGAAAUCGGGAGAGAAUACCAAGUUUGGUUCAACACAAGAUUUGCUAAACAUUUCGGAAAAAUUCGGCAGCCUGUCUAAUGAAAACGCUUCAAAAGAAAGCUCUUUGGAUCCCAGCUUUUUGGCUGCAUCAGAGAAAUCUCAAAAAUCCCCUGACCAAAAGAUUUCCAAGUUAAGUUAUUUUGAUGCCAAAACUGAAACUUUUACUCAUAAUUUGUUGGAUAACACAAGAAGCUCGCCAAGUUCGCCAGAUAAAAAAGCUACAAAAGAAAGCUCUUUGGAUCCGAGCUUUUGCGCCAAACAAGAAACUUCAUCUCAUGAUCUGAUAGCGAAUCCCGAAAAGUCUAGAGCAUCACCCGAAAUACAUGGUGUGAAGCUAAGCCCUUUAAACCCAGAGCUUUUGAGAUCUUCCCCCGAAAAAUCCCGAAAAUCCCCAGAUAUAGAAGAUUCGAGCCUCAACAAUCAAACGAAGGUCGAAUGCAAUGAAGGCAUGCAGCUUCAAGAUCCCUAUGUGGUGACAAGAACACCUGUACUUCCCAAGCCCUUAUCCUUAGAGCUUUUGGCAGCCGAAGAGGCCGUAACUAGUUUUCGGGAAAUUAUACCCCAACAGCUAGAGCCCAGCGAACAAGAUUUACACUAUGCUACAGAGAAUUUUGUCAUACCAGAUUUUCAACAAAUCGAAACAUGUGGCAAUUUGACUAUGCAGCAAAAUCCGAAUAAGGAUAUCAUAACCGAUUUGGAUGAUAGUUUGCAGGAGAAUGAAGAGAAACCCAUGAGUUCAACAAAUACUCAAGAGAAUGUGGAAAACUUUACGCAACCUUUGCAUGUGCAAACGACCCAAGAUGAGGAAGACGUUGAUGAUGAUGAAGAGGAGGAAGAGGAUACUUCUUUGCAGUUAAUGAAGCUGCGUAUAAUGGCCAUGAAACAUCAACCCAAGGAGUCCCAACUCUCACCCACGGCAGAAGGCGCCGCCCAGCCCUUGGAUGGCGCCAAUCAACAAAAUGCCAAACCCAUGGAACGUGUUGCUCUGUUGGAAUUUGCCAAAGAUGUCUUAGAGGAUAUAACAGAAGAAAGUGAACGUAACUCCCUAUCUACUCAAGAAGAGCAGCAAUCUUUAAAUUUAGACAAAAUCUCUUUGACAGCUUUGGCCUCGAAAUUAGAAGCCAGAGCAGUCCAACAUGAGAAUGAGUCCACCUCCACCAGUAAUUCCAUAGUAAGUGUGAAUAUGGUACAAAUGUUGGAGCAAAAGGUGGGAGAACUGCAACAAAUGUUGGCCAGCAAGGAUGCCUGCUUGGCUUCUCUGAACAUGCAAUUGGAGAAUAUGAAUCGCAGAGAAUCCAUAGAGCAAUUGGGUUCGGUAUCUGGCAGAGAUACCAGUUCCUUGGUGACAAACUCCACGGAAUAUAGAACCCUACAGGAAGAUUUUGGACAAGGGACCAUGGACAUUUACAUGGAGCUAACCAAACGCGAUGAGCUUAUAGCCAAACUCACCGAUUCACUGCAACAGUCCCUGACCAUACGCGAAAAUCUACAAACAGAAAGUGAAAAAAUGUCCACUGAAGUACAACUGCUGCGCAAACAGCUCACCGAUGCCAUGGAGACCUUAAAACGUCCCUGUUGGCCCCGUGUCGAUCAAGAGAGUAAUUUUGGCCAACGCAUAUCCGAAAUCUCUAUGGAUCUCAUAAGUGAAAGUGAUGAUGACUUCGAUCGCCAUUAUUUCACCGAUACUGAAGAGAAAUUCUCUCGUAAUUCCCGCGAACGUCAACUCUCCAUGCCUAGGCAAUUUGAGUAUUCGGCCAACGAACCUGAAGUUGUCUCCACCCCCUUUAGCAAACAAAUUGAACAAUUCCAAAAAUAUUUGACCCCCAGUGAGGUGCGUUUAUUUUUUAUGGUUCAAAAGAAAUUCGAUGAUUAUCUUUGUCAAGAGCUGGAGAAGAGCAAGAUGAAGAAUGACCAAGAAAUGAAAAUAGUCAUGGAUCAAUGGGACACCGAGAAGCGUGAGAAAGAUGAGGAAAUUCAACGUCUGUUACAACUGCGUCAGGAAAGGGAAGUCAAACACAAUCAGGAAAUGGAGAAUUUAAGGAAAUAUUUUGAAACUAAAUGUGCCGAUUUGGAAAAGCAAUUUUCCGAUGAUGUCUUCUCACAAAAAUCCCAACGUCAAGGCAUGUCCUCAUCAGAAUCCUCGGAUCAGGAACAAUUAUCUCUGGACUAUAAAUCGCCCUCAUUGCCCCGUUCCAAAGAAACGUCACCUAGAAAACGUUUUCGGGCAGAAUUGCUGCUCAGUCCCUCACAUCGCCAAAUGACACCCAGCAAUGAUGCCUAUAAUGAAGAGGGUCAGACAAAUGAGGGAUCACAAUUGGCCCUAGAAAUUACAGAAUUAAAGACAUUUUAUCAAAAUAAAAUUCAUGAAAUUCAACGUUCCCAAGAGGAAAACAUCAAAAAGCUGAGUGACAGAUUGAAAUAUUAUGAGACACGCUAUCCCGAGGAUGAAUUUAUGCAGUCAUCCUCUAAAAACUCCACCUUCAAUACAACGCGAGAUAGUUCAACCAAUACGGAGGAUGUAACACAGCAAACCGUACGUAAUAUAAGCCAAAGCCAUGAUACAUGUCCUCCUGAGGCCUCCAGUUCUGCCUCCUGCUUAAAGGAUUUGGUCUCAGAACAGUCAGAGUCAUCUAAACCAGACGCUGCUAUAACCGACAUUACCAAUACCAUAACAUCGCCAUUAGCACAAACUAACAAUGAUAGUAACAGCAACAACCAUAACACCUCAUUAAUAAUCAUCGAUACGGAUGAAUUAAAUUCGAAUAAUGAAACACAAAUCAUACAAAAGAUCAUUGAAGAAUACGAGCGCCGCUUGCAGGAGCAAUUGGCAUUGGCCCGUGAGGACAUAGUUCAUGAAUUGGAACAGCAGAUACAGACUUUAUUAUCGGAAUCAACAGCAGAUGAUCAACAUUGGCCCAAAGAACUGAUUUUAUUGCGAGAAAAAUUUACAGCUAAAAGCCAACUGGAGAUUGCCCAAUUGCAAAUUAAACAUGCUGAUGAGAUGUCGCGCCUAAAACAAGACUAUGAAAAACAACUCAAUCGCAAGAACAAACGCAACUCAACGUUUGAUUCUUUGCGCGAAUACGAUAAGCUCCUGGGCGAAAGGGAUAAUUUACGUGAGCUGUCCAAUGCCUUCCGGCAAGUGUUGGCAGAAUUGUUGAAAUGUGUGGCCAACUGUGAAAAUGAUUUAAACGAUGCCCUAGUGGAGGAAGUACAACGCCUGCUCUCUUGCAAUCGCACUUUGGAGGAACAUGCCUCGGAAGAUUUCAAUCUAAGCACUACAUUGCUAAAUGAAACAUUGAAUACAACACGUAUGCGUCUUAUGCCAGAUGUGCAUACUCUAAUGGAAGUUGUGGAAGAUCCCUGUUUGGUGCAGUACAUCACCCAAAAGAAUAAUGACAACUCCGAGGAUUUUGAUUUGAAAGACUGUCUAGAGUGUUUACGCUCAGAGGCUUCAUACUUGUUGCAUCUUUCAGAGGAUUUGGUUAAGAAGCACAAUGAAAGCAAUGAACGCAAAGAUUCCUAUUCCAGUGAGAGGGAGAAGAAUGACAGUGAACAGGAAGAUGGUCUGAAAUUGCAGCAGAAUCGUAAAUUCAUACGUGUCAAUUCCCUUAAUGAGCAACAAUUGCCCACACAUCGUUCUUCAUUGAUACAACAGCAGGCACAAAAUCUCACCUCUCUGCCUCCGGAUCUUAAUCGUUUGUAUCAGGACAAUUGGUCUUCGACCACAGCUGGUGGUGUAAAUGCCGUGGAAUUACAUUUCCAAUUGACAGAGUUGAAAAAUCGUCUCAUCAAAUCGGAAAAUGAUCGUUUGCAUCUGCAACAGGAAUUGGAUCUUACCAUAUCACGCAAUUCCGAUUUGGGUCAGGAGUUGCAACAUCUAAGAGAUCAACUGUCACAGCUCUCUUCACUGAACAAUGUGGAAUACAAUGAGGGCUAUGGUUUGGGAACCACUAUAAAAUCGCCACCACGUCUCUCUGGAUCGGAUAACUCAUCGACAGGUUUUGCUCAACUGCAGGAGAAGGCCAGAAAUAUUUUAUCCACACCCACUCAGAAACAACAGAAUAAUGAUUCCACAGUGCAGCUGCUGCAAAUGAUAGAAGAUUUUUGCCGUGAGGGUGAUAAGGUGGUGGAGUGCAGCAAAAAGGAUCGUGAAGAUUUGCAAUCGCAGAUUGAUACCGCCGACAAACAAUUAAAAGCCACCCGGCAAUUUCUGGAAGAGCAAGCCAUCGAACGGGAACAGGAACGUGAUGAGUUCUUGAAGGAGAUUGACAAUCUCAAAGCUCAAUUGCGUGACAAGGAAAAGGAGCGUUCAUCGUAUGCUAAUGCCUCUGAGGAGGUGGAGCAUUUGGAAUCUCAAAUACGUGAAUUGACUCAAAAUCUGCAAGAAUCCAAUGGCAAACGUGAUAAAUUUGAGGUUGAAUUGAAGGCUUCCAUUGACAAGAUCUUUGUAUUGCGUGAAAUUAUUUCGGAUUUGGAAACCCAGGUGGAGACCAAGGCCCUCAAUGAACAUGUUAUGGGAGAGAAAGUUAAGCAAUUGGAGGAAUAUCUCAAUUCCCAAUCGCACUCGAAUGAAGCCCUUCAAAUGGAGGUACAAUCGCUAAAAGGCGAAAUAGAACAUGGCUAUCAGACGCGCAUCAAUCAAUUGGAAGAAAAGUUGCAAAACAUUAGACCUCCUGCUGAACAAAGUCUCAUCAUGGAUCAAGUGGUGGAACAAUUGCGUGACAUAGAAAGCACUCUGGAACAGAAGACCAAAAUGUUGGAAUCCCUUCAUCAAUCCAAUUCCAGUAGUGUAGGUAGCCUUAGCUGCCCUGAGGAUGUAUCCGCACGUGGUGUAGGUCCCACUUCGCUGCCAAUUAAUGUGGAAACACCACCCCAAGGUUCACCAGUACAUCCCUCCCCACGUCAACACUCGUGGACGAUGGAGGGUGUACAACGAGUGGUGGAUAAAUUAUCCAAACACUCACGUGUUGAAGAGGCUGCCGUGAAACGCAUACGCGAUUUAGAAAUGCAAGUAAAUCAAAUGCGGACAGCAUGUGUGGAACUUCAGUAUGAGCGUGAAUCGCUGCAGGAGCGUAUGUCCGAGCAGACUCAACGCAUAUCAGCCUUGCAGUCUCGUCUCGAGGAGCAACGUCAAAGGGCCGAAGAAUUGCAGCGGGCCAAUACUUCCGAUUUGAAUAUACGCAUCCAUGAUCUGCAAAAUGAGUUGCAAACAGUGCGGGAGACUCUCUCCAAUCGGGAUAAACAAAUUGCCACCAUGAAGCAGCAAUUAGAGAAAAGUAAAACGGCCAUCGAUCGUUUGGAGGCUGAAUUGGCGGUGGAACAUCAACCGGAUCGCAGUGCCAUAGAACGUUUGGAAUCAGAGUUAAAGCUAAAACAGGUGGAGAAUCAAAAACUGAAGGAUAAAAUCAAAAAUGAAAUGAUCAACAAGCUGGCUUUGCCUGAUCUCAUGGAGACCAUGUUGGCCGAUAAAAAUGAAGAAAUUGACCAUCUUAAGGAGCAGUUAGAGUGCAAGGAGAAGGAAUUGCAAACUGCAUUUGUGAAUAUAACCCAUAGUUCCUCCUUGACCAUGGAUAAGAAACCCGAAGACUUGGGAAAACUUAGUGCCAGAACCCUGAGUGACAUAGUGUCCAUAUCGGAAUUCGAUGAGCCCGAUGUGGUGCGCAGAGCGGUGACUGCUAACACUAGUUCGCCUUUGCUCUUACCAGCCGGUAGUGGAGGAUUUCUGCAAAACACCAUGGACACCUCCAAGGGGGCCGUAGCCAACCUCACCCAUAAGCGUACCGAGGAUCUAACAGGCUUUGCCACCACCCUGCACCAGGCAAAUACCUUCGAUAAUCCCUAUUACUUCCAGGAUCCCAACCUGUUGUUGGGCUCUGCUCAAUCAGGCGCCACAGCCACACCUACUCUAGUGCCAAGGCAAAUUAAUUUCUCCGAAUUCACCGAUGAUUCUAAACUCAAGACCCCGGGGCAAUUCCAAACACCAGAACAAAAGCCUGAGGCCGAUAAGUUGACGCGAGAGGCUUUAGAGAAAAAGGUGGACGAAUUGCAGAAGAUUGCUGACUCCUUGCAAAAGGAGAAGAAUCAAAAUUCUGAUGAUUUAAUAUCCUCGCAACUAAGGCUAAAUGGCUUGCAAGAUGAGCUGCAAAGAUGCCAGAAGGAAUUGGAGGAGUUCAAGCUCAAUGCCGAGAAAAUUAAACAGCUAGAGGCACAGCUGACAGAUAAAUCCUUAGAAAUUGAACAGCUGUUAAGGGACCAAGACAAGUGGCAAAAGGAGAAAUCAGAAUUGCUUAGCAAAAAUGAGAAAAAUUUCAAGAAUCUCCAGGAAAGCGAGGAGAACUAUAAACACAGAAUCCAAGAACUGGAGGAAAACAUGCUGAAAAACACCGAAAAGGAGUUUAAAGAAAAGGAGAGCCUUCGCAAAGAAUUGAGGGCCAUUAGUGAGGUCCAUGAGCAGUGCAAGUUCACUGCCAAGGAUAAUGAAAAUCGUAAAAAAGAAAUUGAAAAUUUAAAUCAAGAAAUCAAAGCCAAAGACGAGCGUCUGCUCUCGCUCUCCACCAAACUGUCCAUAGCCGAAGAGAAAGUAUCCGAUUUGCAGAGACAAAUUGUCAACCUUGAGCGUGAGGUAGAGAAAUGGAAGCAACAAAGCAGUGACAAUAGUUCGAGGCAGUUUUCCGUGGACGAAAUUGCUCAGCAGGUGGAAAAGGAAUUGAACUAUUCGGCCCAACUGGAUUCGAAUAUUCUCAAGGCCAUAGAAAGUGAGGAGGAAAAUAAUUUGGAUCGCUCGCAUAUAGACAAAAAGGUGGGCAUUGAUGCUCCUGGAACCACGGAUGAUGAAAACUUUAUAGGGGAACGAGAUCUUCUCAACCAAUUGGAAGCUUUGAGGGCCCAAAUAGCUGUGGAAAGGGAACAUGCUGAGGAGUUGCGCAAAGAGCUGCUCGAUGAGAAACAGCACUCCCAGGAGGUACAAGAACAGGAUGUGGUCAUCAUAGAGGCCAUGCGUAAACGCCUUGAAUCCGCUUUGGCCCAAGAGGAUGAAUUACACAAGCAUUUGGAUAUAGAGCGAGAAAAAUGUGAGCGUUUGCAGACUCAGUUGACCACUUUGCAGCGCACAGAAAGUCGACGCAAUUCUUCGCUUUUGAAGUCCCCCACUGAAUCACCCCGCAAGUCUCCACGUUCACUGACAGAUUUUGAGUCAGAACUAGCAGAUCGUUUGAGAAGUGAAAUCAAAUUGCUGACUGCUCAAAAUGAGAGAGAACGAGAGCGCUCUGCUGAUUUGCAAAGAAACAGCGAGAGAGAACGUUCACGCUACGAAAAGGAAUUAUCGGAGAGAAUCGAAUACUGCGACAAACUCAAAAGGGAAAUGGAAAAGGUGGCCCGUGACAAAGAUAAUGCUGAACAAGAAAUCGAUCACUUGCAGGAGAGACUUGUUCUCCAGACUCAAGAGAUCGAAAGUCUGGAGGCACGCAUAGGCAGUUUACAGGCUGCAGAAACUAGACGUUUUACUCGCAAAGAUCAACAUCAAAAGGAGAAUGCUCAACUAAUGGCAGAAAUGCAGGAGCUUAAGAACCAGCUGCAGGUCUUGGAAGCCGAAAGGGAUUCUCUGAACAAGACCAUAACACAGCUGCGCUAUGACAUAGAACGCUCGGCGCAGCGUGAAAGCAAGCUGGCAGAGGCCUUGGCCAAUGCCAAUGCCCAAUUGGCUGCCCGUGAGGGUACAACUUCAGUGCCAGAACAAUUUCUGCAGAAAAUGAAGGAAAUCAAUACUCUGUUGGCAGAGAAUACCCAAGAAAAUAAACAAAUGGCCGAGACGGUUCAAUAUUUGGUAGAGGAACGCCGUCAAUUGCAGCGUAAAUGUGAAGAAUUGGAGGCACAAUUGAAUGGUAGUGCCAAUGUUGCAGAACUGGAGGAACGUUGCAACCAUUUGCUGGGACGCUAUUUGAGAGUGGAAUCACAUCGCAAGGCUUUGGUCUAUCAGAAGCGUUAUUUGAAGGUUUCCCUGCAAAACUAUCAGGACAGUGAGCAGCGUGCCCUGGCCGCUUUCAAUGGGGGUCACUUGCUACAACAACCCAAACCCAAGAAGAAAUUGUUUAAGACUGUGGCAUUGGCCAUUAUUGCCAUACAACGCAUGAAGUAUAUUGGACGCAUUUGGCACACGGGAAAGCGGAUUGUUUCAAAAUCGGUUUUUACCAUAACACAACAAAAACGUUCUCAGGCGCCAACGAUAAGUAGCCCCAUAAUAACAUCAUCCUCUCAACAGGCUGGAGAAAACAUGACAAAUGGCCGUCUAUCGCCACACAUCUACAAUCCAAUGAGAAGCCUCGAAAGACCUGUGGCUCCUUUGAAAACACCAACUUUGUUAAAUGGUGGCAAUAAAACACCUUUAUCGGCAGCAUCUACAGCAUCUGGUGGCGGCGGUGGAGGCACAACAGCAUUCGAAUGGCCAAAAGUGGCAAACAAGGCAAAGAAAAUUUAGAUUUAAGUGCAACCAUAGCAAAAAAACAAAAAGAAGAACAAAAAAAUACCUUACAAAAUAAAAUGCUCAACAACGAACCCCAUAUGAAGCCAUGUUUAUUGUAUGUAUAUACAUAUUUUUUACCCAGAAGCUAAGUGUAGUGUUAAAUAUUUUGUUAAGUUUUAGUGAGUAAAAUAAUUCUCCCCUCCCAUCCUCAAACAUAUUAAAAUGUAUUUUUAUUUUGAAAUUUUGUUAUUCUUCUUUUUUUAAGUUUCGUGUAAUAUCUAAGCCCAGUAUUCUAUUGUUGCUUGUAAGGUACCCUCUGCAGUAGUCCUAAGUUUCUAAAAAAUGUUUUCUUCUGUAAAACCCUUUACCUAUUGUAGCCAUAAAAAAAAUACUUUUUAAGUUAUUCUUUAAUAUAAUAGUGACUGCCCUACCUGCCCCUCAAAAAUGUUUUUGUGAAAUUUUUAUUUUUAAUGCCUAAGUUUUAAUUCUAAAUUAUUUGUGUCUUGAGUUUAAUUUUUCGUGUUUAUGUUUAUAAUUUAUUUGAGGGGGCCUCUCAUGAAGCCCCCUUACCUUAUGUGAAAUUUUUUUUGAUAAUAAAAUUAUAUGACAAGAUA
Molecule: messenger RNA, 13148 nt
Organism: Stomoxys calcitrans (stable fly)
Lineage: Eukaryota; Metazoa; Arthropoda; Insecta; Diptera; Muscidae
Product: pericentrin
Exons: 14
Coding region: 784-12549 (3921 amino acids)
Biological process (GO): signal transduction
Molecular function (GO): molecular adaptor activity
Source: RefSeq, a predicted model, not a curated record